Molecule: messenger RNA, 3962 nt
Organism: Melanotaenia boesemani (Boeseman's rainbowfish)
Lineage: Eukaryota; Metazoa; Chordata; Actinopteri; Atheriniformes; Melanotaeniidae
Gene: ctr9
Product: CTR9 homolog, Paf1/RNA polymerase II complex component
Exons: 23
Coding region: 114-3560 (1148 amino acids)
Biological process (GO): regulation of DNA-templated transcription
Cellular component (GO): Cdc73/Paf1 complex
Molecular function (GO): RNA polymerase II complex binding
Source: RefSeq, a predicted model, not a curated record
UUCCUGUAGGAAGCAUUAUGCACUAGCAGACGUCGGAGUGAAUACUUGUUUUACUUUUUUUUUUUUUUUUUUAUCAAAUCUAGCCUCACAGGGAUUUACCAUUUGUUUACAAGAUGUCUCGAGGCUCCAUAGAGAUCCCUUUACGGGACACAGAUGAGGUUAUUGAGCUGGACUUUGACCAGCUGCCUGAAGGAGACGAGGUCAUCAGUAUCUUGAAGCAGGAACACACACAGCUGCACAUUUGGAUUGCUUUGGCAUUGGAAUAUUACAAACAAGGCAAAACAGAAGAUUUUGUCAAGCUUCUGGAGGCAGCACGUAUUGAUGGAAACCUUGACUACAGAGACCAUGAGAAGGACCAGAUGACCUGUCUGGACACACUGGCAGCUUACUAUGUUCAGCAAGCACGUAAAGAGAAAAACAAAGAUGCCAAGAAAGAGCUCAUUACGCAGGCCACUCUGCUGUAUACUAUGGCAGACAAGAUCAUUAUGUAUGAUCAGAACCACUUGCUGGGAAGAGCCUGCUUCUGCCUGCUUGAAGGAGACAAGAUGGACCAGGCUGAUGCCCAGUUUCACUUUGUCCUCAACCAAUCUACCAAUAACAUCCCUGCUCUGCUCGGCAAGGCAUGCAUCUCUUUCAAUAAGAAGGAUUACAGAGGAGCACUGGCAUACUACAAGAAAGCUUUACGUACAAACCCUGGCUGCCCAGCUGAGGUAAGACUGGGAAUGGGCCACUGUUUUGUAAAACUCAACAAACUGGAGAAGGCUCGCUUAGCAUUCGGUCGAGCCCUGGAGCUUAAUUCAAAAUGUGUUGGAGCCCUUGUUGGCUUGGCGGUUUUAGAGCUCAACAACAAAGAGGCGGACUCCAUCAAGAACGGAGUGCAGCUCCUGUCACGAGCCUACACCAUCGACCCUAGUAACCCCAUGGUGCUUAACCACCUUGCCAACCACUUCUUCUUCAAAAAGGACUACAGUAAAGUGCAGCAUCUUGCCCUGCAUGCUUUCCACAACACAGAAGUCGAGGCCAUGCAGGCCGAGAGCUGUUAUCAGUUGGCACGCUCAUUUCAUGUGCAGGAGGACUAUGAUCAGGCUUUUCAGUACUACUACCAGGCAACUCAGUUCGCUUCAUCCACCUUUGUGCUUCCCUUCUUUGGUCUGGGACAGAUGUAUGUUUAUCGAAGAGACAAAGAAAAUGCAGCACAGUGCUUUGAAAAGGUUUUAAAGGCCUACCCCAACAACUAUGAAACUAUGAAAAUCCUGGGCUCUCUCUAUGCAACAUCUGAUGAUCAGGAAAAGAGAGACAUUGCAAAAGGCCACUUAAAGAAAGUAACAGAGCAGUACCCAGAUGAUGUGGAGGCGUGGAUCGAGCUGGCUCAGAUCCUGGAACAGACCGACAUUCAAGGAGCGCUUUCGGCUUACGGCACAGCCACCCGCAUCCUGCAGGAAAAGGUGCAGGCUGACGUUCCCCCUGAGAUCCUCAACAACCUGGGGGCUCUGCACUUCAGACUUGGCAACUCAGGGGAAGCAAAGAAAUAUUUUCUUGCAUCACUGGACCGAGCCAAAGCUGAGGGGGAGCAUGACGAGCAUUACUACAAUGCCAUUUCUGUCACCACCUCCUACAAUCUGGCUCGUUUGUACGAGGCUAUGUGUGAAUUCCACGAAGCUGAGAAACUCUACAAAAACAUCCUGAGAGAGCAUCCGAACUAUGUGGACUGUUAUUUGCGUCUUGGAGCAAUGGCUCGUGACAAAGGAAACUUCUAUGAAGCAUCUGAUUGGUUCAAAGAAGCCCUGCAGAUUAACCAGGAUCAUCCAGAUGCCUGGUCGCUGAUCGGAAACCUUCACUUAGCCAAACAGGAAUGGGGGCCAGGACAAAAGAAAUUUGAGCGUAUUCUCAAACAGCCAUCCACACAGAACGACACCUACUCGAUGCUGGCUCUGGGUAACGUUUGGCUACAGACUCUGCACCAGCCCACCAGAGACCGGGAAAAGGAAAAGAGACAUCAGGAUCGAGCUCUGGCGAUAUACAAACAAGUCCUGCGAAAUGAUGCCAAGAACCUCUAUGCUGCAAAUGGCAUUGGUGCCGUACUCGCUCAUAAGGGUUAUUUCCGAGAGGGGCGUGAUGUGUUUGCACAGGUGAGGGAGGCCACGGCGGACAUCAGUGACGUUUGGCUUAACCUGGCUCACAUCUACGUUGAACAGAAGCAGUACAUCAGCGCUGUGCAGAUGUAUGAGAACUGCCUGAAGAAAUUUUACAAGUACCAGAACACAGAGGUACUGCUGUACCUCGCAAGAUCUCUCUUCAAAUGCGGGAAGCUGCAAGAGUGCAAACAGAUGCUGCUGAAGGCCCGGCACGUGGCACCCAGUGACACGGUGCUGAUGUUCAACGUGGCCCUGGUGCUUCAGAGGUUGGCCACUCUUGUGCUGAAAGAUGAGAAGAGCAACUUGAAGGCUGUGCUAAGUGCUGUCAAAGAGCUUGAACUGGCUCACAGGUAUUUCAGUUACCUCAGCAAGGCUGGAGACAAGAUGAGGUUCGACCUCGCUCUUGCUGCGUCUGAGGCCAGGCAGUGUUCUGAUCUGCUGAGUCAGGCUCAGUACCAUGUGGCCAGAGCCAGAAAGCAGGAUGAGGAGGAGAAGGAGCUUCGUGCCAAACAGGAGCAAGAGAGGGACUUGCUGCGCCAGCAGAUGAUGAAAGAACAGGAGGAAAAGCGAAACCGUGAAGCAGAGGAACAAAAGAAGCUCCUGGAGCAGAGAGCCUUGUUUGUGGAGAAAACCAAGAACCUGCUCACCUUUGCAGAUGGGCUGAAGGAAGUGUCCAAAGAAAAGAAGAAAGGUGGAGGAGGACGUCGUAAGAAAGGAGCUGAUGUGGAUGAUUUUGUUAAUGACGACUCUGAUGAGGACCUACCACUGAAGAAGAAAAAGAGAAAGGGCAGCGGCAGCGAACAGGAUGAAGCCGAGGAUGGAGAAAAGAAGAAAAAGAAGAGGAGGAGACCUGCUAAAGGAGAUGACAGUGAUGAUGAGGAAGGAUCAUCUCAACCUAAGAGGCAGCGCAGACCAAAAGAAGGACGCAAGAAGAUUGAAAAGCCCCAGCCUGAGCGUCUGCCACCAUCUCUUAAAGGAAAGAUCAAAUCUAAGGCCAUCAUCUCCUCUUCUGAGUCCUCCUCAGAUGAGGAUGGACUGAAAAUAGCUGAAGACAGACAACGAGACAGUGGCUCAGGAUCUGAUGACGAGGGUGGCCACAGAAAACGCAUUGCGUCUGACAGUGACUCAGAUGGCGGAAGGAACCGCUCUGGCAGCGAGGCGGCAAGCCCCCAGCGCUCUGCUGGCUCGGAUGACGAGGAGUCAGGCAGCGACCGUCCGGUUAAGAGGCGGGUGCAACGGCAGUCCGACUCAGAACAGUCAGACAAUGAGAGCAAGAGGAGUCAGUCGGGAUCAGAUGAGUCGAGACCCGGUUCACCUGCAGCAGCAUCAGACAGAGGAUCUGAAGCUGGAUCAGACGAGGGCUCACCACGCCGCUCUGACAAUGCUUCAGAGCAGGAGGGGUCCAACAACGAUGACAGCGAUUGAAUCAUGAAAUCACUUGAAUGAUGCCGGAAAACUUUUAUUUACCAUCAAGAUAUGGAUUUCAGUCUUUCCAAUGAGUUAAAAUUAGGUUUUUUUUUUUUUUUGGAACAUUGUCUUAUAAGAACUUAAGUUUUGUAAAAGAAAAUGGGUUGAAAUGCCACAAGUAAAAUUUCUUUUUGUCAGACGGUGAAAUAACCCAGAGAUGUUAAGACAAUUAAAAAUUACCAACAUUCUGCUUUGUCUCACCUUUUUCAAAAGUCUUAAAUUUGAAAAAUUCCUGACAAGAUUUAAUAUUAAAACCAAACUAUCUCAAACCAGGGAACUGUGGCAAAAAUGACACCUUCUUAUAGAACAUUUUUCUUCUAAAUGCAUCAAUUUUCAUUUAAUAAAAUGAGAGAAGAAACA